AUGGAAACUGUUCUUGUCAUUGGGUCAACCGGUAAUAUUGGCGUCGCUGCCAUAAUUGGCGCCUUGCGUUCACAGCGUACCGUUCUGGCCAUUGUCCGCAACCAAGCCUCUGCUGAAAAACUGUACCAACAUGCCGGGACACGAGAGGGAAUCACCACUGUCGAGGCCGACAUAACAUCCGUGAGUGGGAUUGAAGGUGUUGUUGCUCAGGUCAAGGCUGGCAAGUUACCAGCAUUUCAACAUGUCUAUUCAGCCGCGGGCGGAAAGUACGACAUGACACCUCUGCAUGAAAUAAGCAACGAGGAAUUGAGGGAGUCGCUGAAUGUCAACUUUGAGACAAACUUCUUUGCAUACCGAGCUACAAUCCCGUAUUUGCUGAAAAAAAACAACCCAAAUAGCACCUGGACUCUUUGCACCGGCGCUCAGGGCGAUGGCGGUAUGCGUGCUGGUCCGGCAAUGACACAGGGUACGCUAUUCUCCAUGGCCAAUGUGGCCUGCCGCGAUAAUGAACAAACGAACAUUCGUUUCAACGAGGUCUAUCUCGGCUUGCGUGUGGAAGUCGACGAGUCAGCAGAGAAGACAGGCUUCUUUAAAGCAUCGCAUUUUGCUAAGAAUUACCAGGAGAUCCUUGCUAGGAAGGAGAUUCGCAGCUGUCGGCUAACUGUGCUUGAAAAGAAGGACAUUACGGACCUUAAGUUUAAGGAGAAGAGACUUGAUUUGGUUAUGCACAAAGAUAAUUAA
Molecule: messenger RNA, 741 nt
Organism: Talaromyces atroroseus
Lineage: Eukaryota; Fungi; Ascomycota; Eurotiomycetes; Eurotiales; Trichocomaceae
Exons: 3
Coding region: 1-741 (246 amino acids)
Source: RefSeq, a predicted model, not a curated record